Messenger RNA from Trypanosoma brucei brucei TREU927, 3666 nucleotides. RefSeq names its product DNA topoisomerase II. Bases 1 to 3666 code for a protein of 1221 amino acids. Gene Ontology annotation, cellular component: nucleus. The record is from RefSeq and is a predicted model, not a curated record. Gene Ontology annotation, molecular function: ATP binding; DNA topoisomerase type II (double strand cut, ATP-hydrolyzing) activity; DNA binding. The transcript has a single exon. Lineage: Eukaryota; Euglenozoa; Kinetoplastea; Trypanosomatida; Trypanosomatidae. Gene Ontology annotation, biological process: resolution of meiotic recombination intermediates; DNA topological change; sister chromatid segregation.
AUGGCGGAGGCACACAAGUAUAAGAAGCUCACACCUAUUGAGCAUGUACUCACACGACCAGAGAUGUACAUUGGUAGUCUCGACACAACGGCAACCCCCAUGUUUAUAUACGAUGAACAGAAGGGUCACAUGGUGUGGGAGACGGUGAAACUGAAUCACGGUUUGCUGAAAAUCGUGGAUGAAAUUCUGCUAAAUGCAUCUGAUAACAUCUCCAACAGAAGUGCGCGCAUGACGUAUAUCCGCGUGACCAUCACGGACACGGGUGAGAUUACUAUAGAGAACGACGGCGCUGGGAUCCCCAUCGUACGCAGUCGAGAGCAUAAAUUAUAUAUACCAGAGAUGGUAUUCGGUCACCUACUUACCAGCUCUAAUUAUGAUGACGAUAACCAAAAUGCAGUUGCUGGUCGCCACGGUUACGGUGCAAAGCUAACCAACAUUCUUUCCCUGAGCUUUUCCGUCUGCUGCCGCACAAAUGGGAGGGAGUUUCACAUGAGUUGGCAGGAUCACAUGAGGAAGGCAACGGCUCCACGCGUUUCAAACGUCGGCACAAAAGAGAAAAAUGUCACGCGUGUGAAGUUUCUCCCCGACUACGAGCGAUUUGGCAUGAAGGAGAAGAAAAUUUCAAACGACAUGAAGCGUGUGCUCUACAAGCGCAUUAUGGACCUUUCCGCAAUGUUUCCGAAUAUUCAAAUAACCCUGAACGGCUCAUCCUUUGGCUUCAAGUCCUUUAAGGACUAUGCGACUCUGUACAGUGCCAUGACCCCAAAGGGAGAGAAACCACCGCCACCAUACGUAUACGAGAGUAAAAGCGGUUGCGUUGCCUUCAUUCCUUCAGUAGUCCCCGGGGUGCGGCGGAUGUUUGGUGUGGUCAACGGUGUGGUAACGUAUAAUGGCGGUACGCAUUGCAAUGCUGCGCAGGAUAUAUUGACCGGCUGCCUCGAUGGCGUGGAACGGGAAUUAAAGAAGGAGAACAAAGUGAUGGACACUAAUCGAGUGCUUCGUCACUUCACUAUUCUAGUUUUCCUCGUGCAGGUGCAGCCAAAGUUUGAUUCUCAGAACAAAGCUCGACUUGUUUCUACCCCCACGAUGCCCCGUGUUCCUCGGCAAGAUGUGAUGAAAUAUCUUCUGCGCAUGCCUUUUCUCGAGGCUCAUGUGAGUACUAUUACGGGACAGUUAGCGCAGGAACUAAAUAAGGAGAUCGGCACCGGACGCCGUAUGAGUAGCAAAACCCUCCUGACCUCCAUAACGAAACUGGUAGAUGCAACUUCUACACGCCGUGACCCAAAACAUACCCGCACGUUAAUUGUUACUGAAGGUGACUCCGCAAAGGCUCUCGCGCAGAACUCUUUAUCGAGUGACCAAAAGCGAUAUACAGGCGUAUUUCCGCUUCGGGGUAAGCUGCUAAACGUGCGUAACAAGAAUCUUAAGCGACUGAGGAACUGCAAGGAGUUGCAGGAACUGUUUUGUGCCCUGGGACUUGAGCUAGAUAAAGAUUACACCGACGCCGAUGAACUACGAUACCAACGCAUACUUAUCAUGACAGAUCAGGACGCAGAUGGCUCACACAUUAAGGGUUUGGUUAUCAACGCGUUCGAGUCUUUGUGGCCCUCGUUGCUGGUACGAAAUCCUGGGUUCAUCUCUAUAUUCUCCACACCCAUCGUAAAGGCACGACUGCGCGACAAGUCGGUGGUAUCCUUCUUCAGCAUGAAGGAGUUUCACAAGUGGCAGCGCUCAAAUGCAAAUACACCAUACACAUGUAAGUACUAUAAGGGUCUCGGUACUUCUACCACUGCUGAGGGAAAAGAGUACUUCAAGGAUAUGGAGAAACACACAAUGCGCUUACUCGUGGACCGCUCCGAUCAUAAGCUUCUUGACAAUGUUUUCGACUCACAGGAGGUAGAAUGGCGAAAGGACUGGAUGACCAAGGCGAAUGCUUUUACCGGCGAGGUGGAUAUUGAUCGUAGCAAGAAAAUGCUAACGGUCACAGAUUUUGUGCAUAAGGAGAUGGUUCAUUUCGCCCUUGUUGGUAAUGCCCGUGCGCUUGCGCACUCUGUAGACGGGCUUAAGCCUUCUCAGCGAAAGAUUAUUUGGGCUCUUAUGCGGCGGUCCGGUAAUGAGGCGGCGAAGGUGGCACAACUAUCAGGUUACAUAUCAGAAGCUUCCGCUUUUCAUCAUGGUGAGACUUCAUUGCAGGAGACGAUGAUUAAGAUGGCGCAGAGCUUCACUGGUGGUAACAACGUCAACCUUCUCGUCCCUGAGGGUCAGUUCGGUUCUCGUCAGCAACUCGGUAAUGAUCAUGCGGCACCCCGUUACAUUUUCACAAAGCUUUCAAAAGUAGCCCGCUUGCUUUUCCCUAGUGAGGAUGACCCAUUGCUAGACUACAUUGUGGAAGAGGGUCAGCAGGUGGAGCCGAACCAUUACGUUCCAAUCCUACCGCUGCUCCUCUGCAACGGAAGUGUGGGCAUCGGUUUCGGUUUUGCGUCGAAUAUUCCACCAUUCCACCCGUUGGACGUAUCUGCAGCGGUACGAGCGAUGAUUAGCGGCGAAGCUGCCAAGUCGGUUGUCCGUCGACUUGUGCCGUGGGCUGUAGGCUUUCAGGGUGAGAUACGUCGUGGCCCCGAAGGAGAGUUUAUUGCUGUGGGAACGUAUACUUACUGUAAGGGUGGUCGUGUGCAUGUUACGGAGCUUCCUUGGACGUGUAGCGUUGAAGCAUUCCGUGAGCACAUUUCUUACCUCGCCACAAAGGAUAUUGUUAACCGCAUUGCCGACUAUUCCGGCGCCAAUCACGUUGACAUUGAUGUGGAAGUUGCUCAGGGUGCGGUGAACACAUAUGCUGAGUGCGAGUCGGAACUUGGCCUCACGCAACGUAUUCACAUCAACGGUACAGUCUUUUCACCGAAUGGAACUCUUUCACCUCUGGAAAGUGACCUCACACCCGUCCUCCAGUGGCACUACGACCGCAGACUUGAUUUAUAUAAAAAGAGGCGACAACGUAAUUUGAUGCUGUUGGAGCAGGAAUUGGCCAGAGAGAAGUCGACACUCAAAUUUGUGCAACACUUCCGUGCCGGCCACAUUGACUUUGCGAAUGCUACGGAGGCAACACUUGAAAAGGUGUGUUCAAAGUUAGGGUUAGUACGUGUAGAUGACUCGUUCGACUACAUUUUGCGUAAACCCAUCACGUUCUAUACCAAAACAAGUUUUGAAAAUCUUCUCAAGAAGAUCGCGGAGACGGAGCGGCGCAUUGAAGCUCUCAAGAAGACAACCCCUGUGCAGUUGUGGUUGGGCGAACUUGACCAAUUUGAUCGCUUCUUUCAGGACCAUGAGAAAAAGAUGGUGGAGGCUAUUUUGAAGGAAAGAAGGCAGCGAUCACCCCCGAGUGACCUUCUCCCUGGUCUUCAACAGCCGCGUCUGGAGGUGGAGGAGGCAAAGGGUGGUAAAAAAUUUGAGAUGCGGGUUCAGGUGCGAAAGUACGUCCCUCCACCAACCAAGCGGGGAGCGGGGGGCCGUAGUGAUGGUGACGGAGGCGCAACUGCGGCCGGUGCUGCUGCAGCCGUGGGGGGAAGAGGUGAAAAGAAGGGCCCGGGACGAGCCGGUGGGGUUCGACGUAUGGUACUCGACGCCCUUGCGAAGCGUGUGACACGUUUGCUGCCGCGUCUGCUGUUCUAG